Daucus carota subsp. sativus is the source of this 1593-nucleotide messenger RNA. RefSeq lists its product as uncharacterized. The record is from RefSeq and is a predicted model, not a curated record. NCBI's taxonomy places the organism in Eukaryota, Viridiplantae, Streptophyta, Magnoliopsida, Apiales, Apiaceae. The transcript has 8 exons. The coding region runs from base 1 to 1593 and encodes 530 amino acids.
AUGGAAACUGCUGAGAGUGAUUCAUCCGCAGCGGGCCGCAAGCGACGUGUCACGGCUCUAGACGAGUUUUUGCUUAACAGGGUUUCAAAGAUGCAGCACAAGGGCUAUGUAUCAUCACCUGAACCUCAUAGUGCACAUAGUGAUGUGCCAUCCACUCCGAGGACUGCGCUAGCCGCAAUUGAUACAAAUACAUGUAUGAACAAGACCGUUAUUGAAACAACUUUUGCUGGGAAAGAUGUUGCUCCAGACGUCCCUUCUGAAGAUUCUAGGAAGCGCGGUCGUGGUCCAAAUGUCGACAAAGUCAUCAACCAGAUGGAGAAAGAGAACCAACCUGCAGUAGAGAAGCCACAAGGUACUAAACGCAGAGGUAGAGGUCCUGGGGUUAAGACUUUGACAAAGCAAAGGCUUGCACAAGAGUCACAAUAUACACCAAGCCAUAGUAAUGUCACCUCUAAUGGGUCUGCUACUCCACGGAGCACAAUCACUCAACAAGGUACAACAGGUGCUUCUAGAGGAUCACACUCGGCUGCAUAUAAUUUACCCACAAACACAGACAUGGUCCGUCGUACAUUUACAAAAUCCAAUUCUUCUGCUGUCCUCCAGCAGCUUAACAGCGAUGAAUCUCACAUGCCUUUUCGACCUAGCACUGGGGCGUCCACGUCUGGCGUAAAAAAUUUCCUAAAUGAAUUCGAAGAUGUGUGCGAUCCAUCUGAUUUUGCUGAGGAAGACUUUAUGCAUGGUGAAGAAGGCACUUUUCUGCGUCCGGAUUUGUGGAAAGGUUAUUCCACUAUUGGACCUCCUAAUGCCAGAUGCAAUUCAUGUGGAAGUAUAAUGUGGGAGAUGGAGCGCAACAACAAAUCAAACCGGAAUGCUACUCCAACAUUCUCACUGUGUUGCAAAAGUGGCCAAGUGAAACUGCCACCAGAGGAUCAGCCACCAGAACCAUUGAAAUCUUUGCUCAAUGGUAGCCCGAAAUCUCAACACUUUAGGGAUAACAUAAGGGUAUACAACUGCAUGUUCGCAAUGUGUUCAAGUGGUGGCAAGAUAGAUCAUAAGAUAAACAGGGGUGGAGCACCAUUUUGUUUCAAAAUCAGGGGCCAGAACAUGCAUUUUAUUGGCAGCCUUUUACCAGAGGAUGGCGUAAAACCGAAAUUUUGUCAACUCUAUAUAUAUGACACUGAUAAUGAGCAAAAUAAUCGGAUUGGAGCUGUUGGAACAAACGCAGACGACGUGGAUUUGGAAAUUGUGGAAGGCCUCACCAGAAUGCUUGAUCAGCAUAACAAGUUGGUAAAAUAUUUCCGUUCUGCUCGCGAUGAAUGUAAGAGGAGCCAGCAAGAGGAGUUCAAGCUAAUUCUUAUUUCAUCCCAAGCAGAAAAUGGUCGUCCAAAUAUUAUUGGUCCGACAAAUGAGGUUGCCGGUCUAAUAGUUAAUGCAAGUGCUAACACAGCUGGAUGUAGAGACACUGUUUGCCAGACCAGACAGGGUUAUCUCAAGAGAGUGUUCGAGACAGAUCCCUUUUUUAUGCAAUUACUAUUUCCAUUGCUGUUUCCAAGAGGGGAAGAUGGAUACCAUACUGAAAUUCCACUGAGAUAG